Molecule: messenger RNA, 1029 nt
Organism: Oreochromis aureus
Lineage: Eukaryota; Metazoa; Chordata; Actinopteri; Cichliformes; Cichlidae
Product: lymphocyte antigen 75-like
Exons: 5
Coding region: 1-1029 (342 amino acids)
Source: RefSeq, a predicted model, not a curated record
AUGACUGUGAAGAUCCUGCUGGGUGUCUUCUGUCUCUCAGGGUGGCUCAUCUUCUCCAGGUGCCGUCAGUACCACUUUGUUAAUGAGUCUUUAAAUUGGGGUGAGGCUCGGAGCUACUGUAGAGUGAACUACGUAGGUCUGGCCAACUUCGAAAACGCUACAGAAAUGAAACAAUUUAACAAAACAGUUUCAUCUGCUGGUUACAACUCUGAGGUCUGGAUUGGUGCUUACCUAAAGUUUUAUUGGAGUUAUGUAUCUCAGAUCAAUGAUGAUUACUGGAAAUGGGAAAACCAAACUAAAAAUGAACCCUUUUCAGUUUACUAUUUGUGUACAAAAGUUUUAGUGAAUGCACCGUACUGGUCUUGGUAUUACUAUAUCAACUGCUCAUUGGAAUACCCAUUCAUCUGUUACAAUGGAACUUACCAGAGUCCUGAAUUUGUUUUUGUGAAUAAAAGCAUGGACUGGUUCAGAGCUUUGAGGUACUGCAGGGAGAACUUCACAGACCUGGCUGGCAGUUCGCUUUCCGUCAGUGAUGCACAGAGGCUGGUGUCGUAUGGGACUGAAAUAUGGAUCGGCUACAUUGCACAUCCUCACAUUUACUGGAGUGAUGGCAGAGACUCCUCAUUCAGAUACUGGGAUGAAUCAGGAAAAAUAUUUGGCAUUUCAAAUGACCUGCGUGGUGUUGCAGAUAUGCAGAGAUCAGGAAAAUGGAGGUUACUGCCCUAUAAUACACCACGACCAUUUGUCUGCUAUGACAACCUGCCAGUUCCUCAACCUGAAACCACAGAAACUCCCAAAAAAGAAAUUGUUUACAGAAAAGUAAUAAAAAUCAGGUUGAAGCUGAAGGACUCCUCUGUGGAUCUGAAUGACACAGCUGCCGAAGCAACACUCCUGAAAGAGCUGCAGGACAGACUGAAGGAGAAAGGAGUGAAUGGAGUCACUGUGCAGUGGAGAGAGCAGCCUGAUGGAGCCGUCUUCCAUAAAGACAGGGAAAGUACUCAAAGAAGAAAACUGAGCUGUGAAUUUUAA